Messenger RNA from Balearica regulorum gibbericeps (East African grey crowned-crane), 882 nucleotides. The record is from RefSeq and is a predicted model, not a curated record. Lineage: Eukaryota; Metazoa; Chordata; Aves; Gruiformes; Gruidae.
AGAUUCCCGGGGUUUGUUUUGCCGUGCCUGGGAGUUCACCCGGUUCAAGAGGUUUCGCCAGAGGAGCAGCGCAGUGUUACUUUGAAGGAUCUGGAUGCUGCAUUGCCGCUUAUAGAACUCUACAAAGAUAAAUUGGUGGGGAUCGGAGAAGUUGGACUAGAUUUCACUCCCAGAUUUGCCAGCACGGAUGAACAGAAGGAAGGACAAAGACAGGUUUUGAUCAAGCAGAUUGAGUUAGCAAGAAGACUGGAUUUGCCUUUAAAUGUUCAUUCCCGCUCAGCUGGAAGACCAACAAUUAAUCUCUUAAAGGAACAAGGUGCUACAAAGGUGUUGCUCCAUGCAUUUGAUGGGAAGCCAUCCGUAGCGAUGGAAGGGGUGAAAGCUGGAUACUACUUCUCCAUUCCUCCUUCCAUUAUAAGGAGUGACCAGAAGCAGAAACUUGUGAAACUGUUACCUCUGGAAAGUAUGUGCUUAGAAACUGACUCUCCUGCUCUGGGGCCUGAAAAACAGGUGAGAAAUGAACCAAAAAAUAUUUACAUUGCUGCAGAAUACAUUGCCAAAAUUAAAGGAAUUCCAGUUGAAGAAGUUGUAGAAGUGACUACACAGAAUGCACUGAAAGUGUUCCCCAAACUUCGUAACUUUCUUCGGUUAUAGACGUAGAAACUGAAAUAUAUGAUAUUGCAGAAACUAUUAUUUAUGGUAUAAUAAAUAAAACCAACAAACACCUUGUCUUAAAGUGGAGUUUUGCUGUUCGGAUGUUCACGAACUGAGCAGUGUGUUACAUAGAUGCAUAGGAUGGAUAGAAUGAAUUUCUCAAAUACCUUCUUCAGUACACACCAUUAUCAUCUUUUAGAUGUGAUAAAGACAGGUUGCUCAUUUGCA